UUGCCAGUGAGCUCCACCCAAAGACGGAGGCAGAGGCAUGGCCCUGGGAGCGGACAUGAGUGAAACGCAAGUCGAGAAGCCUGGACAUGUGAAGUUAGAGAUGUCCAUCCCGGUUCCUUCCAAGAGAAAGCAGCCCCUAGACAAGAAGGCAGAAGAGAAACAGCCCUCUGAGAGUCGGGGUGACAAUGGCAGGAGUUCCAAGUCCUCUCCCAUGGGCAAAGAGAACACCUGGCCAACUCAGGAGGUUAAGGUCCUCAGUCAGAAGCGAUCUGGGCAAAGCUGGGCUGUCUCCUCCUGCGGACCCCACAAAAGAAGCAGCAAGCUGGAGGAGAAGCAGAGGGACAGGCCAUUUCGUUCCAGAGAGAAAGGACAGGACAAGCCGGAGUCCACCCACAGAAGAGAUUCCUCGCACACAAAACUGCAUAUAAAGGACCAAAGGUCCCAGCCAAGAUCUCCUGUGAGGACUCUGAAGCGCGGUCGCUCUGGAGACAGCCAAGGUGCAACGUACAACUCUGCCAAGAGGCGCAGACAGUCUUCUCCUCCGGAAGCCAGCUCAUUACCAACAUUCUCACUGCUCAUGUCCAGAGUCUUCACCAACGUGGAUGCCUUGCAGGUGACGCUGGACGACCUGCAAGCCCCCGGAGGUGCCUUCCUGCAUGUGCCCUCGAGUAGCAUGGAGCCCACUGUCUCGCAGCGGGCCUGGCUCACUUGGCAACUGUCUCACGCAGGAGCCGCACUGCAGUGGGCGCUGCACACAGUCAAUUCCAUCUUGACUGCGCAGGCCACCUGGCCCCAAGGCUAUUCCUUCACUGCUGCCCCUAGACCCGUGCCCACCUCCUCUCCUCUCACAAGAUCCAGGCCAGCCAACUAACUGACUUAGAGACCAGGCGACUUGGCAUCUCCCAACCCUUCCGAAGAUGCAAGAAGCAUCCUGGGCUGAACACAGCAGGCCAGAGAGACCAGGAGGCAGGCUUUGAGUCCAGUGAACACCAAAUCAUCUGCCACUCCGGAGGAACUAAACCUCAGAGCCCGGCGUGUCUCCAGACGACACAGGGCGCGACUGUGAAGAAAACCUGGGAAGACUCACUGGGGAACUUGGACUGUUGAAACCUUUCACAGAUGUGGACCCUUCUACCUUGCCCUUCAGGAGAUGUGAGAAACGACAGACUCUUAGAAUUCAAUCAGCCGGUGGAGCUUGGCUCCUCCCCUUUUGGACAGGGUCCCAUAUGCCAAUUGAGUGUCGAACUACCCAUGUAUGGCACAGGCCACCACAACACAUUGACUCGGACCUCCUGGGGUCAAGCUCCCGCCCUUGUGCAUGGCUUGUAGCACAGCGGCCCAGCCGCAUAGCCCUUUCUAGGCACGGGAAAGCCUGUGCUCCGUCCAGUGAGUUUGAACGGCAUUCUUUCUUUCUGCUGAGCACUCAAGCACUGCCGGGAACCCAGACUUUACCUCAGGCUAGCAAGCUGGACUAGGAACUCCCCUAGCUUUGAUAUGUUGAUGAACUUAGAACCACUCAGUAGACUGACUCUCUGACACAGUCAAUCCAUUUAGUACUCUAAAUCUGUUAAGAUUUUUAUCCACUUUUAAUUUCCCUCUUGGUCACAUCCUGUCUUGUAAUGCUUCAUCGUGGUUUUCACUAUUUUAAUAAAGAUUUA
Messenger RNA from Mus pahari (shrew mouse), 1658 nucleotides. RefSeq lists its product as uncharacterized. The record is from RefSeq and is a predicted model, not a curated record. Bases 38 to 871 code for a protein of 277 amino acids. The transcript has a single exon. NCBI's taxonomy places the organism in Eukaryota, Metazoa, Chordata, Mammalia, Rodentia, Muridae.